Pimephales promelas (fathead minnow) is the source of this 4680-nucleotide messenger RNA. It is a transcript of the gene tmem163a, whose product is annotated as transmembrane protein 163a. The record is from RefSeq and is a predicted model, not a curated record. Gene Ontology annotation, cellular component: synaptic vesicle membrane. NCBI's taxonomy places the organism in Eukaryota, Metazoa, Chordata, Actinopteri, Cypriniformes, Leuciscidae. Gene Ontology annotation, molecular function: zinc ion binding.
AGGGUGGGGUGGGGGUCCGUUGCUGAUGCUGGGCAGAUUGCGUUUAUCUCCGCAUCUCAGCUCCGUUACCCUUAAUGCUGCCACGGAUGGCUGCGCGUCGCAGUUCGACGUGAGAUUUUAUUGAGGGCUUCAUCUGAUUUCAAAAAAGCUAACAAACAUGACAGAUUGUACGACUUCUGAUCUAUGCCCUGUUCCCAAUCCGACUAUUGUGGACCCGUCGGCUGUGCGAAACGGACAAUGCGCUGCUGCCCAGGACCCAAACCUACCCAAAAGAGGGAGCCAGGGCGAUCCUUUCAAUGUGGACCGGGACCAGGAGAUGAAAAUCACAGAUAGCGUUGAGGGACAAGGUCUCUUGGAGAGCAGCAUGCGCCUAAAGCCCCAUGAAGCUCAGAGUUACAGGAAGAAAGCUCUGUGGGUGUCCUGGAUCUCCAUUGUGGUGACGCUCAUCCUGGCUGUGGCCGCUUUCACUGUAUCCUUCAUGAGACACAGCGCAUCAGCUUUUGGAUUUGCUUUUGAUGCGACGUUAGAUGUUCUUUCCUCCAUUAUAGUGCUGUGGCGCUAUAGCAACGCUGCAGCAGUGCACUCUGCCCAUAGAGAAUACAUAGCAUGUGUGAUCCUGGGAGUAAUUUUCAUCUUGUCGUCUAUGUGUAUUUUGGGGAAGGCCAUCCAUGAUCUGGCCACCAAACUUCUUCCUGAAGUGGAUGACUUCCUGUUCAGCGUUUCCAUCGUCAGUGGCUUCAUGUGUGCCAUUCUUGCUGUUGCCAAGUUCAUGCUGGGAAGGGUUUUGACCAGCAGAGCCCUAAUCACUGAUGGCUUCAAUUCCAUGGUUGGAGGUGUCAUGGGGUUUUCCAUCCUCAUUAGUGCUGAGGUGUUUAGGCAUUAUCCCAACAUUUGGUACCUUGAUGGGACCAUUGGGGUCCUGAUUGGACUCGUCAUUCUAGCUUAUGGAGUCAAGCUGUUGAUUGACAUGGUACCACGAGUAAGACAAACUCGAAACUAUGAGCGCUUUGAGUAAAGCUGGUUCAGAGAGUAAAAGGCAUUGUAUGGAUCCAUCCAUUCCUCUCUGCUCCUGCUGCUCUCUCAACACACAUAAUACCCAAAUACAUCAAGGAAUAAAGUCUGCUGGCAGCCAUUUCAGCAUCACACACUUGUAGAGCCAUCACUCCGACCAGCUCCAGAUGUCCUCUUUUGCUCAGCAAAACAUUUAAGACGGAAAGAGAAAAGACAACAAGCUGAUCAAUGUGCACUCCAGGCACACCAAGGCACAUCAUCAAUUGGUUUUAAAUAUAGCCUGUAAAAAAAAAAAAAAAAAAGGAUACCGUGUCUCCACUUCCUUCCACAGUAGAAAAAUGAAGCCGAAAUAUCCCAGUAAUGGUCGUUGCUGAUUACGUUGUUUGGUGCCCAAAUCUGCACAGGGUCUAGUGAUCCUGAGGUGGAGCUGUGGCAUCAAGGUCUCGCCAACACUCCCAUGGUUAACUCAAAUCAAACUUAUGUGAAAACAAACACUUGAACAUACAUCUGCGUGAUGACAACUUUCUAAAAUGACAGAGACCAUCUUAGGAAAAAAACAUAAUUGAAAUGUAAUUGGAUUUUUUACUUUGGUUUGCGUCCCAUUAGAUUAGAUUAAGACAUAUACUGCAGCGAUCAAAAUCCUUUGGCUUCACUUUUCAGGACUUGUGUGGCGAGCGGCACGCUUGGUUUUAAACAGAGACCAGCAUUUAUAAUAUCAUCAUGCUGUGGUCACAUCCAUGAAAUUCUUUUAUGUCACAUUUUAUGUUCCUUGUUUCUUUCUAUAACCAUUUGUUUUUAAAUUAUGAAAGAAAAAUAUUGAUUUACACUAGAAAUUAAAUGCAAUUUAAUCAUCCCACCUGUUACCACAAAACUAUUUAAGUAUAGGCCACACUUUGUUAGGUGUGUUUAUAUUUUACUGUUGACUACUAUAAAUAACCUCUCAGGCUAGUAUUUCCCAGCCACAUUUCCAGUGUAGAGGUAAAACACACUUCAGUGAAGAAAGCACACAGGAAUUUCUGGAGGUCGGCACAAAUAUUCUGUAGGCUAAAGACGUCUCAGAACCACAGUUCAGGGUCAGCAAGAUAAUUAUAUGAAAUAUUGAUAUUGGAAAAAAUAUCUUCAUUGUUAACAGGAAAACUCCACAAUGCAUUAGUGAUCUGUCACAGACAUUGACUCCUACUGAGUCAACUGUCAAAUUGACUAACCACCACAAACCCCCUCAAAAUGAGAAGUGUAAAGGUUUUUAAAAGGUUGUAGCAGCUUUGACCGUUGAACCAUUUAUACCACCAAAAACAAUAAAAAGACAAACUAAAUUACAGAAAUAUUCCUAAAUCUAUUUACUUGUCUUACUGUAACAUUUUCGCUUGAUAUUGCGUGCUUUGCAAUUCAACGUAAAAAAUUCAAUGCUUCGUUCAUGUAUUUAGCAACACUUGUCUUAUAAUUAAAUCAAUUAAUCUGAUGUUUAACCCGUGAUUUUCUUAGCUUGCACUGCUGAGUGUGUCUGUUUGCCACUUGCAAUAGAAUUCAUCAGAUAUUCGUUUCGUGCCAAGACAGAAUGAGAUUAGAAUGGCCUGAAGUAUCGUCUGAUGUAGAAAUGAUUGAUUUGGACUCUGGCAGACAGAAUGAAUGAUUGUUGAAUUAUGGAGGGUUUGUGAGGGAGGGCUUAUUCUGCAAUGGAGAGCAAAUCAUUGGAAAAACAAAGCACAUUUUAGUUUCUUAUGCACUGUUUGACAAUACUAUUGUAUAAUAUAAUGGGUUUUUACCUUUCAUUUAUUUCUUCUCCACAGAGACUGAAGCAUAAAUACAAAUGUUUGUCCUUUGUGACCUACUAAAAGUAUGGGCGUAACAAUUUUAAAAACUUUUAUAAUGUUACAAAAAAAAAUCUGUUUCAAAUAAAUACAGUUCUUUUGAACUUUUUACUCAUCAAAGAAUUCUGGGAAAAACAGCAUACCGUAACUGUUUACAACAUUGAUAAGAAAUAUUUCUUGAGCAGCAAAUCAGCAUUAGAAUGAUUUCUGAAGGAUCAUGUCACUCUAAAGGCUGGAGUAAUGAUCACACGUAAUAUUGAUAUUAUAAAACGUAUUUAAAUAUAUAAAAAACGUAUUUUAACUUGCAAUAAAAUUUCACAACAUUACUGUUUUUAUUGUAUUUUGAUCAAACAACUGCAUAAGAGACUUCUUUCAAAAACAUAAAAAUGUUCUGUCAACCCACAAAUAUUUGAAUGUUAGUGUAUUUUUAAAUCUUUGAAUUUAUUCAUUAAAAUGCCCUCUAAUUUGAAUUAACAUAUUUUUUUUUUCAUUCACACAUUUACAUGACCUGCUUGCUAAGCACAUAAAUUAUGUUUUUUUUUAAAUCUAAUGUUACAAUGCAGUUUGUCACUGACCAUCCCAAGUACAUUAACUCAAAUUCAUGUUACAGACUGACAAAGUAUUUAAAAGAGCUUAUGUGUUUUUACUGUUUUUGACACACAGGGUUCCUAUCUUUUACUAUGAGAAUCAGCAGUUUUUUGCUUUUAACAUUUUUUUUUUUGUCUCAUAUAGUUGGGAUGUAAAUGUAACUGAAUGUAAUUGACUGAUCGGUUGGUUCAGUUCACAGCUCACCCACUGCAGACCUACUAAUGUAUCGUACCAAUAUUACCAGACAAUCAUGAGUCAACAAAUAACUGAAGCACAGACUCCAAAAGCCUUUUGUGUACUGCUCAAUGUGAUCUCAUCUGAAGAGGGAAACUUUAAAGCAGAACGUCUCAUAUUUGUGUUCUUUUUAUCAUCAUGACAAAGUUAUUGUUUGUUAUUUAUUACUGAUUUUUACUCAAGUGGCGUGUUUAGCCAUAAUGCAAUAGCAUCAUACUCAUUCUUUAUAGAUGGACAUCCUUAUGUUAUAACUUGAAUUUUUAUUUGUCCAUAAUCCUAUAUAAACUGUUCUGACUUGACUGUAUAUGUGUAUAAACUGCCCAUGGUAACCGAUAUUUCAAUGUGCCGAAUUAAUACUGUAUUAUGUUUACAAAAUUUGGUAUUGAGUAUUUAUGAUAUUCAGAUGUCGGGUCACAACUGCCAGAAUAGGCAGGUCGUUUAUUAUGAGUCAUUUGCUUUAUUUGCUCAUUCUCAUCAGGUAUAUUGUGCUAGUAUGUAAAUCUAAGCAUGUGUUAGGCUGUAGCGUACCAUCAGCUGACACAUAGGUAGGAGAACAGCGCUGUCUGUUCAUAGACUUCACUGGCUAGUCGCUUGUAUCAUCAGGGUCACAUAAUGGUCACAGUAUAAUAAAUACUUACAUUUGCUUAGUAUAGUGAUGGUUGUUCAAAUGAUAAAUCAGUCUAUAUUCCAAAGACGAACUGACAGCUAGACCCUGUUUUAGUUUGGCUGAGGCUUUGUACUAAUCUUUGUACUAAUGCUGUAGUAAUUUAGUCUUAAGCAAUAGGCUCACUGCUCAGUUAAUUCUGCAACGCUUUGCAUGAAAAAAAAACACAUACCCACAAAAUGCUGCACAAAUUCACACUGACACAAAAGCACACGCAUGCACAAGCAAAUGCACACAGCACAUUUAUGAUGUCUGCACAUAGAUGAGAGGUUCUGAGUGUAUUUAUUCCUAUAAUAAUACUGAUUUAUAUUUCUGUAGAAGAUGUUAAAAAGCUUGACGUAUAGGUUGUACAAAAAUAAAAACUCUUACCAACCA